CGGAAGCAGUUCUUUGGCCCUAUGACACGUAGCAACGGGGGCAGUUCAGGGUCUGCAACUGAGUUUGGGAUAUCUGGAACUGCUGGAGCUGCUGCCGCUGCCACAGCCGCUGUUGAUCAUUUGCAAUGUCAGGCUUUGAUAACUUCAACACGGAUUUUUACCAGACAAGUUAUAGCAUCGAUGACCAGUCACAACAGUCCUAUGAUUAUGGAGGAAGUGGAGGACCCUAUAGCAAGCAGUAUGGUGGCUAUGACUACGCACAGCAAGGCCGAUUUGUCCCUCCAGACAUGAUGCAGCCACAGCAGCCAUACACUGGGCAGAUUUUCCAGCCAACUCAGGCAUAUACUCCCACCACACCUCAGUCUUUCUAUGGAAACAGCUUUGAGGAUGAGCCACCUUUAUUAGAAGAAUUAGGUAUCAAUUUUGACCACAUCUGGCAAAAAACACUCACAGUGUUACAUCCAUUAAAAGUAGCAGACGGCAGCAUCAUGAAUGAGACUGAUUUGGCAGGACCAAUGGUUUUUUGUCUUGCCUUUGGAGCCACAUUGUUAUUGGCUGGCAAAAUCCAGUUUGGCUAUGUAUAUGGAAUCAGUGCAAUUGGAUGUCUAGGAAUGUUUUGUUUAUUAAAUUUAAUGAGCAUGACAGGUGUUUCAUUUGGUUGUGUGGCAAGUGUCCUUGGAUAUUGUCUUCUUCCCAUGAUUCUACUUUCCAGCUUUGCAGUGGUAUUUUCUUUGCAAGGAUUGGUAGGAAUCAUUCUCACUGCUGGAAUUAUUGGAUGGUGUAGUUUUUCUGCUUCCAAAAUUUUUAUUUCUGCAUUAGCCAUGGAAGGACAGCAACUUCUAGUAGCAUAUCCUUGUGCUUUGUUAUAUGGAGUCUUUGCCCUAAUUUCUGUCUUUUGAACUGAAUUUAUCUGGAAUGUGGACAUCAGUGGGCAAUAUGCACAAAAAGGACCUUUAACUCUUAAAUUGGACCAGCAAACUGCUACAGCACCAUUCUUGUGCCAGUUUAAUGUUUGACCAUUGGAGCAAUGGAAGUAAAUAUGUAUGUUUUGUUCAUUUUUAUAGAACUUUUGAAUACUAUAUUGGGUUUACCUGCAAGUGUGACUAGCUUUAAGUGUCCAUGCUUAUACAAAUAAGAUGUACUAUUCUUUCCUGUUCUUCAGCCUUUAGAAAAACACCCUUUUCCUUGCAAAUUAUAUUAUAAUGUUUUUGACAGAUUUUUUAUCAACUGUGGAAAACUAGCCACAUUGCUAAUAAUCUUUCUUGAAAGCAACCCCACCAUAGUAGACAUAAGACUUAUUGCAGAAAUAUUUUACCAGGAACUUAGAGAAGAAAAUUUGACUGUAUACUUGAACCAGGUACACUUGAAGCAAAAAAGUGAUACCAGCAUAGUUUUUUUUUUAUGAGUUUGCACUUCAUAAAUUUGACAUUUCUGUAAAUAAUCUCAUGAAUAUUUGCUAAAAUUCAGAGAUACAAAAAGUUCGCAGUCUACCUUAUGUUAGACAUGAAAUGUGAACACCUGUUUAGAUAUUGGCAUUAACUAAACCAUGGUAACCUGGGUACAUUAGUGCUCAGAGUUUGGUCUCCAUGUUUCCCAGGAAAAAGAAAAUCACUAACCUUUUUUGAGGAGAAUAUUUAUAAUGUCACAGUUGUCAGUAUUGCAGUUAUCAAUGUAAAGUGCAUUUGAUGCUCAUUAAUUAAAAUGUUCCUGAUUAAUUUUAA
Molecule: messenger RNA, 1721 nt
Organism: Choloepus didactylus (southern two-toed sloth)
Lineage: Eukaryota; Metazoa; Chordata; Mammalia; Pilosa; Megalonychidae
Gene: YIPF5
Product: Yip1 domain family member 5
Exons: 6
Coding region: 126-899 (257 amino acids)
Biological process (GO): regulation of ER to Golgi vesicle-mediated transport; vesicle fusion with Golgi apparatus; endoplasmic reticulum to Golgi vesicle-mediated transport
Cellular component (GO): trans-Golgi network; membrane
Source: RefSeq, a predicted model, not a curated record